CGCACAGGCAGCAACGCUUUAUCAAUAGUGCGCAAGGGUGCUUCCUUUCGGUAGAACUCCGUCUCUGACGUCACUGCGCCGGAAGCUUUGCGCCCGUGGCCCUCGGUGGCGUCGCUCCGCAUACAAAGACAGGCCACCGCCAUCUUUCGUACAGGCCGGGCGGAGAGCUCGGGUCCCGGGCAUGACCCCGCUGUCUCCUCGGGCCUCCGCCGGGCGGAAAUGAGGCCAAGAUGUCGGUGUCUGGGCUGAAGGCCGAGCUGCGACUCCUUGAGUCUAUCUUCGGUAAAGAGCACGAAAGGUUCCGGAUCGUCAGCUGGAGACUGGACGAGCUGCACUGUGUGUUCAUCCAGAGCACCGGGGGGGCCCUGACUAUUCACUGCAACAUUACGGAAUCCUAUCCUUCUUCUGCACCAAUAUGGUUUGUGGAAUCAGAUGACCCAAAUCUGACUUCUGUCUUGGAACGCCUGGAGGAUAUUAAGAAAAGCAACACUCUGCUCCUGCAGCAAUUGAAGCGCUUGAUUUGUGACCUGUGCAGAUUGUACAAUCUCCCCCAGCACCCCGACGUGGAAAUGCUGGAUCAGCCUCUGCCAACAGGACAGAAUGGCACAACAGAGGAAGUUACAUCUGAAGAGGAAGAGGAGGAAGACAUGGGUGAGGAUAUUGAAGAUUUGGAUCAUUACGACAUGAAGGAGGAGGAGCCAGUGGAUGGUAAGAAAUCUGAGGAUGAAGGCAUUGAAAAAGAAAAUCUUGCCAUCUUAGAGAAGAUUCGAAAGAAUCAAAGACAGGACCACCUUAACGGUGCAGUUUCUGGCUCUGUACAAGCUUCUGACCGUCUUAUGAAAGAGCUCAGGGAUAUAUACAGGUCACAGAGUUAUAAAACAGGAAUUUAUUCAGUAGAGCUUGUAAGUGACAGUCUGUACGAGUGGCACGUUAAGCUGCUUAAGGUUGAUCCAGAUAGUCCAUUACAUAGUGACCUUCUGGUCCUAAAAGAAAAGGAGGGCACAGAAUCCAUUUUACUGAAUUUUUCCUUUAAGGAUAAUUUUCCGUUUGAUCCUCCAUUUGUGCGAGUGGUAUCCCCUGUUCUUUCUGGGGGGUAUGUUCUGGGUGGAGGUGCUCUGUGCAUGGAGCUUCUUACUAAACAGGGCUGGAGCAGUGCCUACUCAAUAGAGUCUGUUAUCAUGCAAAUCAAUGCUACCCUAGUUAAAGGGAAAGCUCGUGUGCAAUUUGGAGCCAAUAAGAAUCAGUAUAAUCUCGCUCGAGCACAGCAAUCCUACAAAUCACUAGUACAGAUCCACGAGAAGAAUGGUUGGUACACUCCUCCAAAAGAAGAUGGGUAACUUGAACCGAACUUGGACCAAGAUUUAAACCAUUUUGUUUUUCUAUUUUCCAAAACAGAUCCAGUCUUGCCCUUUUUUGGUCCUCUGUACAGCAUAUGUUAGUUUAUUAGAUAAAGGAACUGUCAGACCUGACCUGUAUAUUAGACCACGUCUGCGCCUCUAGCAAUGAGAGGAGCAGCCGCCUUUACCGAAAAGGCCACUCCAAAUAUUUUAACAUCCUAUUUAAAUCAAAAGGUAUAGCUUAGUUACAGCAUUCCACUUUUAUUAGACUGUUGUAAAUUGCUUUCACUUUGUUCAUGUGUUUUUUGUUUUGUUUUUUGUUUUGUUUUUUUGUUAGCAGAAUGUUUUCUGCAAAAAUAAAUAGCUUUGUAUAGUUUCAUUUAAAA
Messenger RNA from Bufo gargarizans (Asiatic toad), 1723 nucleotides. It is a transcript of the gene UBE2Q2, whose product is annotated as ubiquitin conjugating enzyme E2 Q2. Bases 231 to 1337 code for a protein of 368 amino acids. The transcript is spliced from 13 exons. The record is from RefSeq and is a predicted model, not a curated record. Lineage: Eukaryota; Metazoa; Chordata; Amphibia; Anura; Bufonidae.